Molecule: messenger RNA, 3431 nt
Organism: Nymphaea colorata (pocket water lily)
Lineage: Eukaryota; Viridiplantae; Streptophyta; Magnoliopsida; Nymphaeales; Nymphaeaceae
Product: probable LRR receptor-like serine/threonine-protein kinase At1g06840
Exons: 20
Coding region: 312-3182 (956 amino acids)
Biological process (GO): protein phosphorylation
Molecular function (GO): protein binding; ATP binding; protein kinase activity
Source: RefSeq, a predicted model, not a curated record
UUCUCCCUGAGCUUCCUGUUUCAACCUCCACCUGAUCCGAAGGACUUCUCUGGAGAAACCGUCAUCCGGACUGGUUUCUGUCUGUCUCUUUCUCCCUUGGACCUCUUCUUCUUCUUGGUCUUUGCCGAUAUGACGUCGCUCUCUGGAAACCCAUUGAUUAAUAUAGGAAGGCUUUCUCGAAGCUCCGAUGGCCAAUCAACUGGCUUCCUACUCCCAUUUAUUUGGACGGGGACGUCCCACGCUCUCCCUCUGCGAAAUCGGCCUUCUUCUCUCGUUACCGCGCCCAUGUCCGUGUGCUUCGGUGCUCCAAGAUGCUCGGAAAAAAGAAGCGGACGUUCAUCGUCGCCCUAAUCUUCGGGGCUUUGUUCCUCUCCGUCCAGGCGCAGAUCACGGAUCCAUCGGAAGUGUCUGCCUUGCGAGCAAUCAAGAAAAGCUUGGUUGACCCUCUUGGAAAACUAAAGAACUGGGGUAGCGGGGAUCCAUGCAAACCAAACUGGAAUGGAAUUUUUUGCUUCAACUCAACCUCAAGCGACGGAUAUCUCCAUGUUCGUGAAGUGCAACUCCUCAGGAUGAACCUAUCUGGAACGUUAGCUUCAGAGGUUGGUCAGCUGUCCCAUAUGCAAAUAUUCGACGUUAUGUGGAAUAACAUAGCUGGUACCAUACCAAAGGAAAUCGGAAGCAUAACGACACUGAAGCUUCUGCUUUUGAAUGGCAACCAUCUAACUGGCCCAUUGCCUGAAGAGAUAGGUUUUCUUCCUAAUUUGGACAGGAUACAAAUAGACCAAAAUAUGAUUACUGGACCCAUACCAACAUCAUUUGCAAACUUGAACAACACUAAGCACUUCCAUAUGAAUAAUAACUCUCUAAGUGGGCAAAUUCCAGCUGAACUUUCCAGAUUGCCAAAACUUGUGCACUUGCUAUUGGACAACAAUAACUUGUCUGGAAGCCUUCCACCUGAGCUUUAUUUGUUGCCAAGCUUGCUUAUUCUCCAGUUGGAUAACAACCAGUUUACUGGUGCGAUUCCAGCCUCCUACAGUAAGAUGUCAAAAUUGCUAAAAUUGAGCCUUAGAAACUGCAGCUUGGAAGGACUUGUUCCUGAUUUGAGCAGCAUAACAGGACUUGGUUAUUUGGAUCUUAGCCAGAACCAUCUUACGGGAGUAAUUCCAACAAACAAGCUGUCUGCUAAUAUCACUACAAUUGAUUUGUCAAACAACAAACUUGUUGGUACUAUUCCUCAAAAUUUUUCUGCGCUCCCACAUCUCCAAAGAUUAUCUUUGGAAAAUAAUCAGUUGAAUGGGUCUGUUCUAGCUACAAUUUGGGAGAACAGAACUUUUGGUUCUAAGGAUCGGCUCAUAGUAGAUUUGCAAAAUAACAACUUCUCAAAUAUUUCCAGUAUUUUGAACCCUCCUACCAAUGUGAGUGUAAGGCUUCAAGGAAAUCCUUUGUGUUCAAGUGCCAACCAGCUCAAGGUCACACAGUUUUGUGGACCCCAACCUGAUGACAAUAUGGAAUCUUCUGGAGGCACAUCUAACUCCACAAAUGUUUGUCUAGUCCAGUCCUGUCCAGCUCAAUUCUAUGAAUAUGUUCCAUCAUCACUUGUUACAUGUUUCUGUGCUGCUCCUAUUAAAGUUGGAUAUCGUUUAAAAAGCCCUGGCAUCUCUGUAUUUCCACCAUAUGUCUCAAUCUUUCGUAUUUAUCUCACGUCUAGCCUUGAUUUGGAUCUUGAUCAAUUGAAUGUUUACUCCUUCAUAUGGGAGGAAGGUCCAAGGCUGAAGAUGUACUUGAAACUUUUUCCUAUGAUAAAAGAUAGCCACAGCAAUCAAACCUUCAAUCUGAGUGAGAUCCUACGGCUUAGGGACAUGUUUACUUCAUGGGCUAUGAAGGACAGUCCUGUGUUUGGUCCAUAUGAAUUGCUCAACUUCACUCUUGAAGGACCAUAUGAAUAUGUGAAUACUAUCAUCGGCUCCCAAAGCACCGGAAUGAGCAAGGGAGUUUUGGUUGCAAUCAUCCUGGCAGCAACUGCUGCUCUAGUGGCAGUUUCUUGUCUUAUUGUCGUCUUAUUCUUAAGAAGGCAUGUUAAAGAAUACAGUAAAAUUAGCAGGAAGCGUCUAGUUUCUAAUAUCCCUAUCAAAGUCGAUGGUGUCAAAGACUUUACCUUUGGAGAGAUGGCAUUAGCUACUAAUGAUUUCAGCAAUUUAGCAAUAGUUGGGGAAGGAGGUUACGGGAAGGUCUACAAAGGCGUGUUGGUUGAUGGGUCAGCUGUUGCUAUUAAGCGUGCUCAGGAAGGAUCUCUACAAGGACAAAGAGAGUUUUUUACAGAAAUAGAGUUGCUGUCGCGGUUACAUCAUCGAAACCUGGUGUCUCUUAUAGGAUACUGCAAUGAAGAAGGUGAACAGAUGUUGGUGUAUGAGUUCAUGCCAAAUGGCAGUCUGCGUGAGCAUUUGUCAGCUAAAGCGAAAGAUCCUCCUGAUUUUGGCAUGAGACUGCGUAUUGCACUAGGUGCUGCUCGGGGCAUUCAGUAUCUGCACAAUGAAGCAAAUCCACCAAUAUUCCAUCGUGAUAUUAAAGCCAGUAAUAUAUUAUUGGACUCCAAGUUCAUUGCCAAGGUUGCUGAUUUUGGGCUCUCGAAGCUUGCACCUGUGCCAGAAGUAGAGGGAAGUGAACCAGGCCAUGUGUCUACUGUGGUGAAAGGCACUCCAGGUUACCUUGAUCCUGAGUACUUCUUGACACACAAAUUGACAGACAAAAGCGAUGUAUACAGCCUUGGGGUUGUGUUUUUUGAACUCCUCACGGGGAUGCAUCCUAUUUCACAUGGCAAAAACAUUGUCCGUGAGGUGAAUCAUGCAUACCAAGCUGGGCUUCUACUCUCCGUAUUAGAUAGUCGGCUGGGUCCAUAUCCGUUUGAAUGCCUUGAACAGUUUGCAGAGUUGGCGAUGAGAUGCUGUCAGGACGAGACAGACAUACGCCCAUCUAUUUCUGAGGUAGUUCGGGAGCUAGAAAACAUUUGGCGAAAGAUGCCAGAUUCUGUGUACACAACUUCAGAGUCUGCAGAAACUGAAAUUGAAACGGUCGGGAGCCUGGGUUCAUCAUCAGUUGCAACAACCAAGGACGUUUCUGUGUCCUUCGGUAUUUCUGGCGGUGACUUACACAGUGGUGCCGUGCCCGACCUUGCUCCACGUUAAGGUGUUCUGAACUUUAUACUUAUUGAACAAGAUGGAAACCUACUGGAGGUUCAUGCAAAUCUCCUCCGACGUUCCAUUGUUUAUUCUUUGGGACAAUUCGAUUAUCGUGGUUACGUUGUAACUUGCAUAUUCUUAGCCGUGCUUCUACAGUGUAGAUGGGUUCAGUAAGAAGUCGCAUUGGUAAAAUGCGUCGCUUAAUUCAGGUGAUGUAUGAGGUCUUCUUUUUAUUUGAAGCAUUUUUAUGUAUGA